Molecule: messenger RNA, 8541 nt
Organism: Mauremys reevesii (Reeves's turtle)
Lineage: Eukaryota; Metazoa; Chordata; Testudines; Geoemydidae
Gene: SYNRG
Product: synergin gamma
Exons: 23
Coding region: 176-4345 (1389 amino acids)
Cellular component (GO): clathrin coat of trans-Golgi network vesicle
Molecular function (GO): protein binding
Source: RefSeq, a predicted model, not a curated record
GGGCGGGGAGGCCGCUCUGCCCCGGAAGCCGGCGCGGCUCAGCUGACGGCGGCGGCGGCCGAGCGGGAAGAGGGCGCUGCGGCCGGGGCCGGGAGCUGGGGGCGGCGCUGGGGCCGCGGGAGGGGGGGUUGUAGCGGGGUCGGCCGGAGCCGGCAGCGCUGGGACCGCCGGCUUCAUGUUUCCUGUAGCAGGUGGUAUCGGCCCACCAGGAGGUAUGAUUCCUAUUCAACAGCAAGGGUUUCCAAUGGUAUCUGUCAUGCAAUCUAAUAUGCCAGGCAUGAUGGGAAUGAAUUACGGCUCUCAGAUGUCUCCUGGACCGAUGACCAUGCAGGGUGGCAUGCCCCUUGGGGCUAUGCAAGCAACUGGAAUGUCUUUUAUGGGACAGGCUUCUUUCUUAGGAAUGCGCCCAGCAGCUCCACAAUACACCCCUGACAUGCAGAAACAAUUUGCAGAAGAGCAACAAAAAAGGUUUGAACACCAGCAAAAAUUCUUAGAAGAAGAGAGAAAACGACGCCAAUUUGAAGAGCAGAAACAAAAGCUGAGACUCCUAAGCAGUGUGAAACCAAAGACAGGUGAGAAGAGCAGAGAUGAUGCUUUGGAAGCUAUUAAGGGAAAUUUAGAUGGGUUUUCAAGAGAUGCUAAAAUGCACCCCACUCCAGCAUCGCAUCCAAAAAAACCAGAUCACCCUACGCCAUCACAUUCUACUGUAUCUGUCUCCCAACCCUCUGCUUUUCUUGAUGAUGAAGAAUUUAGUGACUUUAUACAAGGGUCUGUUGAAACCCCACCGUUGGUGCCUCAGUCCUCUUUCCAGGCUUUUCAGUCUUACCACCCUACCACCCAGGCUCGGCAACUGCUUUCAGAAAAGGCUGUAGUCAAACCUCUGCCUUCAGCCCAGAUUCCAGUAUCUUCCAUCCUGCAUGAUACCAUUGGGCAGGUUCCUUAUUUCUCUACCUCUGCAUCUUCGCACAAAACCCAUAAAACAGGCCAUUCCUUGGAGGACUCGCUCUUAAUUUAUGAUUUAAGUGCAUCUGGACAGGAGCAAACCAAACUUAAAACAUCUGAAAUUGAACAUAAAGCCUCAGCCGCAAGCCAGGUUCAUCCCAGUGUAACCGUGAAUAACGGGAAUGCUGUAGGUGGGCUUGUAAGUGGUACCACCGCUGCAGAGGUGUACAAGGCUUCACAACAAAACAUAGCAGUUGAAGAGUGUGGUGUUGGAGUAUUCCCUUCCCAAGAUCCAAUCCAGCAAAUGAUGCCACCUUGGAUUUACAAUGAAAGCUUGGCUCCAGAUUUGUAUAAGAAAAUUUUAGAAACCACUAUGACUCCUACUGGAAUAGAUACUGCUAAACUCUAUCCCAUUCUGAUGUCAUCUGGACUUCCCAGGGAGACCCUUGGACAAAUAUGGGCCUUAACCAAUCGUACCACACCUGGAAAACUUACCAAAGAAGAGCUUUAUAUUGUCCUGGCUAUGAUAGCAGUAACUCAGAGAGGAGUACCUGCAGUGAGUCCCGAUGUUUUAAACCAAUUUCCAUCUGCUCCUGUCCCUACUUUAAGUGGCUAUCCAAUUUCAUUGCCUGCCACAGUGAAUCAACAGCCUAUGAGGCCCUCUGGACCGCCAGUCUCCAUGCCUCUUAAUAUUGGACAGGCAGUCAUAGGAAUUAACAUAACUCCACCAGUGGGUGGAGCUGCAGCACAGGUUUCUAGUGGUUUCAUGCCAUCUUACCCCACAAACCAGGUAGUUAAACCAGAAGAUGAUGACUUCCAGGAUUUUCAGGAUGCAUCCAAGUCUGGCUCACUCGACGAAUCUUUCUCCGAUUUCCAAGGGGAGGGACCUGGAUCCUCCAAAGCAACCAGUUCUCAGCACCGGAGCAGUGUUCCUUCUUUGCUGAUUCCACUCCCUGGCACUAAAACACCUUCCUCAACGGAUAAAUAUGCUGUGUUUAAAGGAAUUGCAGUUGAAAAGCCUUCUGAAAGUGCAGCUAUGUUUGGAGAUUAUGGAGACAAAUACAGUGCUUUCCGAGAGUUAGAACAACCAUCAGAGAGUAAAUACUUAGGAGAUAGCUUUGCAGAAUUCAAAUCUGCAGGAACCGAUGAUGGUUUCACAGAUUUUAAAACCGCUGACAGCAUCUCACCACUAGACCCACCUACAAAAGAGAGAACUUUCCCUGCAUCCUUCCCCUCUCUACCUGCACAGCUAAAACAACAAACACAAGCAAAAACCUCUCUGAAUCUGGCAGACCUAGAUCUCUUUUCCUCCACUGGCGAGAACAAACAACUUUCAUUUCCAGCUGCAUUUAGUUCAUCAAAAUCAACCUCUUUCCCUGCACCACCACCUCCAACAUCUGCUGCUGCUCCUCCACCAGCACCCAGUAAAAGCUCGAGCUUGGCUGACGACUUUGGAGAAUUCAACCUUUUUGGGGGAUUGUCUAAUUGUCUAUCAGUUGGGGGACAAGAUGACUUUGCAGAUUUUAUGGCUUUCAAUAAUAGCAGUGGCUUUUCUGAACAAAAAAUGGAUGACAAAUACAAAGCUGUUAAGCAAGAGGCCAAUCCUGUUCCUCCAGCUGGCUCCUCUCUCAGUGCAAUGAAAAGUGGGCAGAAUUCUGCCGCUGCUGCUCCCACCAAAUAUGAUAUCUUUAAACAGCUUUCUCUGGAGGGCUCUGGAACAAGUGUUGAGGAACUGAAAGACAGCACCCCUUCAGUGAAAAGUGAUGACGACUUUUCCGACUUCCAGUCUAACAAGUUUUCUUCCAUGUGUAGUAACAUGGAUAAAUCCCUGGUAGACAAAGUGGCAGCUUUCAAGCAUGCCAAGGAAGACUCUGCUUCUGUCAAGUCUCUGGAUCUCCCCUCCAUCGGGGGAAGCAGUGUUGGCAAGGAGGAUUCUGAAGAUGCGCUCUCUGUUCAGUUUGACAUGAAACUGGCCGAUGUGGGAGGAGAUCUUAAGCAUGUCAUGUCUGAUAGCUCUUUGGAUUUGCCAACAGUUAGUGGCCAGCAUCCGCCAGCAGCAGAUAUAGAUGACUUAAAAUGUGCUCCCUUUGGAAACUAUAACAGUGGCUCCGCAGUAAGCAGCCUUGCAAGCUAUGACUGGUCUGACACAGAAGACAUUCAUCAGAGCAGGAAGCUCUCUUCCUUUGUCCUUUCUUCAGGAAGUGGAGCCUCUUCAGCUACUUCAGUUCUUCAGAAGAAGGAGACUUUGUUUGGCAGUUCAGAAAACAUUACCAUGACAACAGUUUCCAAAGUGACAACCUUUUCUACUGAAGAUGUUCUACAGGAUGUUAAAUUUGCAGCCUUCGCAAACUUUAAAGAUCCUGGUCCCAGGUCCAGCUGUCAAAGUGAUGAUGAGAUUGAAGGCUUCAGAGAGUUCUCAAGACCUUUGUCAGAAGCGAAGGAGUCAGCAACAGUUGACGCAAGCCCAGAGAUUGACUUAGCUACCGAUGGUAUCUUAUCUGAAAUGGCAAAAGAAUGCAUGGAUGACUUCGGAGAAUUCCAAAGCGAAAAGCCAAAAAUCAGCAAAUUUGACUUCUUGAUGGCAACUUCGCAAGGCAAGAUGAAAUCUAGUGAAGAAAUGAUCAAGAGUGAACUUGCUACCUUUGACCUCUCUGUUCAAGGGUCUCACAAAAGGAGCUUGAGUCUGGGCGACAGAGAAAUAAGCCGUUCCUCUCCUUCACCAGCUUUGGAGCAACCGUUUAGAGAUCGCUCAAAUACGUUGAGUGAGAAGCCUGCUUUGCCUGUCAUCAGAGACAAAUAUAAAGAUCUAACUGGGGAGGUAGAGGAAAGCGAGAGGUAUGCAUAUGAGUGGCAGAGAUGUUUGGGAAGUGCCCUACAAGUCAUUAAGAAGGCAAAUGAUACCCUAAAUGGAAUCAGUAGUUCGUCUGUUUGCACUGAAGUAAUCCAGUCGGCACAAGGCAUGGAAUAUUUAUUAGGGGUUGUUGAGGUCUAUAGAGUAACAAAACGAGUUGAACUGGGUAUCAAGGCCACCGCAGUGUGUAGUGAGAAACUCCAACAGCUGCUAAAGGACAUCGAUAAAGUAUGGAACAACCUAAUAAGCUUCAUGUCACUUGCAGCUUUAACGCCAGAUGAAAACUCAUUGGAUUUCUCUUCUUGUAUGCUGCGUCCUGGGAUUAAAAAUGCCCAAGACCUCGCCUGUGGGGUGUGCCUCUUGAAUGUGGAUUCUAGAAGUAAAAAAGAAGAGAAACCUGUGGAAGAGCAUCCUAGAAAAGCGUUUAAUUCAGAAACGGAUCAUUUCAAACUGGCUUAUGGAGGGCACCAGUACCAUGCAAGCUGUGCAAACUUCUGGAUCAACUGUGUGGAGCCGAAACCUCCAGGCCUCAUUUUGCCAGACCUGCUUUGAAAGGACUUACGCUGAAGGAGGGAUCACAUCAGUCAAUGACAAGACAUGGUCUUGAUGGUGGUGAUGUAGGGGAAUAAACACUGAAGGCUUUUUUGGGCAGCGGUUAGAGUAGUGAAAUGUUCAUUUCUGCAUUUCUUCUGUACUGCAAUGGGUCAAAACCACUCUCUCAUAUGAGUUCCCCAUGAAGAAUUUCACUGGAAGGUUCAAGCCAUCAUUGAGGUUUUCAGAAAUAAUCAGAGAAUGUUGCACUGUGGCAUUUCAAUCUCUCUCAAGCUGAAAUUGGUUAGCACUUUUUGAGAUGUAGCAACUCACUGUGGUAAUCAAGGUAAAUUGAUGCAUGAGGUGGAAUAGGUCUUACUGUUUCAAGAAAGAUGAAAUACUAGGCUGUGUGUGUUUAAACUGAAACGGCCCCUUAACCAAAUGCGUGAAAUGUGUAUUUGCUAACUAUUCUUUCCUCUAAUUUUACUAUAUGAACCCAGAGUGGUGUUUUUCCUUAGAUAUUUGCUCCUACAGUAUUACAAUGCACAAGAAGUGACAGUAAUGUUCAAGGAGAAGUAAGUUAUUGACCUAGAAGGAAAUGGAUUGUUAGGUUGCAAUGAGCCAUUGUUUAUUUAUAGAAUUAUUGUUCUGUAUUACAGAAUACAUUUUAUUCAUACAUUUAGUGGGUUAGUAUUGGGAGAAGAAACUGGGAUAAAAAUCAUUGUAUCUAAAUUUAUCAUACCAUAUCUUUCAGGGGCGGCUCCAGGCCCUAACACGCCAAGCGCGUGCUUGGGGUGGCAAGCCGCGGCGGGUGCUCUGGCAGCACCGCCGGGACCAGCGGACCCUCCGCAGGCAAACCGCCGGAGGCGGCCUGCCUGCCGUGCUUGGGGCGGCAAAAUCCCUAGAGCCGCCCCUGUAUCUUUAGGCUUCAGUACAGGCAGCUGGAUUUUAAAACUUGCAGUCUUUACUUUGAUGUAAAUACUAGACAGACCUUUUUUCCCCUCUACUGGACUUGUCCUUCAACUGCAGACUUAAGGGGAUAUACUUUCAAAAUGAUGUAUUAUGCAUUUAGCCCUCUGCGCUUUAUUUUCUAAUCAUAUAACUAAGUUGCUGCACAUCGUGUUGAAAAUCAUACCCCACUAAUAUCAAAUGCCCACUCCUGUAUAUUUCACUACACAUUUGUGGUGUGUAAAAAUGCUUUUCUUGAUGGGACUCCUAUGCGUAUCUCAUGCAAUUUAAUGUUGUCCAUCAUGGCUCACUCUUUCCCAGACUCCCAGAACUGAUGGCACUGGUUGCCUUUGAGUUCAUAGUUCAAACAGAUAUUAGCUUUUUCACGCUGGAAUUCGAGAUUUCCCAGCAGACUGCACAAAUGUGAAAUACAUGGGUGCUGUUGGCCAGUGCUGCUGUCUGGACAGUAAGUGAUUAAUGUAUCAGGCUAUCAGAUGAUGUUACUCUCAAAUCUAGAUGUAUAAGAUUCUUUCUUUAGAUACAACAUCCAGAUGACAGCGCAGAAUACAGAAAUAAAAUAAGUUUACUGUGAAGACAACUUCCCAGUUCAGAAAGAACAUAACAGUGCUUGAACUUCUGAAUUACUCAUUGCUUUACAGAAUUUUUAAUCCAAUGGAAAUGUGCUUUUGUUUCAAAAGGGCCUUACCACUAUAUGGCCUCUUAGUUUUGACUCUGUGAGGUAAGCAAGAGUUGCUGUUUGUUUUCUCAGUAUAACUGAUGAUUUCAUCAUUCAUUGAUUUAUUGUAGUUUCUCAAACAGACCUUGAGAGAAGCUUCCUUCUUUCCAAGAUGUCAACAGCUGUCAAAGCAAGCCUUGUCUCUGUUCUAAGUAAAUAGCUAAUAUUGACCUGUGGUUUUGAUUUUCUGUGAACAAAAUUGCAUAGGGAUAAAAAUGAUGGUUUGUAUAAAAGGUUAGUUCUAUUCACAGAUUAAUAUACACCAAAUGAAAGAGAUCUUGGCUAAUAAGAAUGCUAGGUGAAUGACCCUUAUUUACAUGAAUUAAAUUUAAAAUAGAUCUUCCUAGUCUCAGAAACCUGCUUAUUGAUCUAAUAAGUAACAUACUGCGCCUCCUGGUAUCAGAUCCAAGCUAAUCAAGUGGCAGCUUUUCAAUAACAAUCAGCACCCACCUUCUGCUGUGCAAAGUUUAUCGAAGCAAGCUGAUUUCUGAUUGGCUGGCCACUAUUUUACUUACUAGUUGUGUUGUAUAAGUGCAAUAGACCUCAGAACAGCUCAUUGUGACAAGAUAAUUGUCUCCCUCGUCAAAUAUUUCAUGCUUAACCUUGACAAUACGCUUCUUGCCAUGCCAUGUGCUGCUGUACACUUCUCCUCAUGCCUGGUGCUUACUAUUGCAAGUAGUCCCACUGACUAGUAUAGGACUUACAGUAGUAAGUUAGCAGGAUCAGACCCUUGGGCCCCGAUUCAGCAAAGGACUUAAGCAAACGUCUAACGGUAAACACACGGUUUGUACCGCUGAAAGCAAUGGCGCUGUUUGCAUGCUUAAGUACUCGGCUGACUCAAGGUAUUAGCUUGUAUACAUGCUGUACUGGGACAAGGGAAGCUUUUUAUUAGCAUGGGCUUCCUCCGCGGCUCUUCUUCUUUCAGGUUUAAGAGCAUGGCCCGAGCUAAAGUAGCUACAGUGUGGAAACUCUACAGCAAACUUGUAUUCCAAAUACAGUACUGGUCAUUGCACUGUGGCAAAAGUCGCUUCUAAUUAUGUUCUUUUUUUAAUGUACCCGCUUGUUAAGCAAAUAUGUUAUCUCUGUUAGAAGUAUCCAGCACGUCUUUGGCACAUAAAUAGGGGGAAAGGGCAUUUAUGAGUAUAAUUACAGUAGAGCUUAUUGGAGUAUGGCACUACUAGUCCCCUGCUCUGUACAGAAUGGGAACGUGGCAGGCAGUGUUACACUGAUCAUGUCAAGCAAAAGGCAUUUUUCUAAACACCUUCAAAGGGUUCUCAUGACGUGAAUGUUUUACAUUUAGAUACCACUGAUAAGGGCAUUGCACAAGAAGGAUCAUUCCACUUACAUAUCCUAGUCAUUAAAAUGACUCAGUGUUGCAUUCAGCUUCUGAGCUAUUAUACUGUUAGCCAAGGGCCCAGUGUCCUUGGAAACUGUAUCCAAGGUUACAGUAUUUUCUACACUGGAUUGUGUCGGACCACUUUCCCUCGCUUUAAUUGAGCGUAGGUUAACACACACACACUGAGACUUUUUGUCUUGGCCUAUGGUGUUUUAGAACGGUAAAUGAAUUUCUCUUUGGAUGUCGUCUGUUUCAUUAUCAAAAUUUGUGAAGAUGAAUAUUUUUAAUGUACAUAUUCUCUGGAUUUGCCUUGGGAUUGCCUAAGGAAAAUUAUUUUUAUUUGUGUUUUUUGUUUGUAUCUUGAUUUUUAACAGGUUAUUUUCUUGGUUAAUUUAAAUUUUUUUUGCUAUCUCAUACUCCAUAGGUUCCUAAUGGUGCAGUUUGUCUAAACUUCUCAGUUGAAAUAUACUAAAGUAAUCUUUCCUUCCAGUACUUAUAGUUUGAUUUGUCCCUAAUGCCUGUACCAAGAUCUCUUGAUAAAUUGGUUGUCAUGUGACUUUUUAAUUACCCCAGCAAUCUUUCCGACCUCUCUUUGUUAUAAAGUUUUUUUAAUUUGUUACAUGUGAAUUAUUACAUUCUGCACUUGAACAUUCCAGUGAAUUUUCAGCCCCAGCAGCAGUUUGUUUUUACUUAAGUUUAUUUUGAACUAAAUUGAGUAGCACUUUCUUGGAAAACCAUGUAAAAUGUGAAAUUAAGAUGAAGUACGGCCUUAGAAAAGGAAGCUUGUGAAAACCCAAGUAAUACACUCUUUCCUAAUUAGUUACAUGUUAAAUUAAUGAGGCCUAGAACAAAAAGGAUGCCUUUUCAAUAAAAGCUGCUAUUGUACAAUUACUUUUUUCUUAAAUAUUUUUUGCUCUCUGGGCCUUUAUUUAAUUCUGAUUCUCAAUGUUAAAAUAUAAAUGUAAUAGUUGUUUCUUCCUGCAUUUGGGUGAAUAUACAUUUCUCUUGUGUAGAUGGCUUUGUGAUUAGUAUAGCAGUGGAUCCUCUUGUUUUAAUUUGUGAUGUGCUGGAGUAGUUGCUAGUAUUUUAAACCUGGUAAGAAUAAUUUUUAUUAUUUUACCUUUUAAUAUAUGAUUUACUUCACAUAUUCUUGCAACGGUUUAUAAAUACUUUGUUGAAUCUCAAUGAAAUGUUGAU